This is a messenger RNA of Paramormyrops kingsleyae, 2489 nucleotides long. Lineage: Eukaryota; Metazoa; Chordata; Actinopteri; Osteoglossiformes; Mormyridae. The record is from RefSeq and is a predicted model, not a curated record.
GAUAAGCGGCUACGGGGUCGAGCUCCUUUGGCUGAAAAAGUUCAGGUCAUUAUUCUGUGCAGCGCUAUUCAGAGCCGGUCCCGUUAGCUCAUUGUUAUUCCGCCCGAGUGAGGGAGCGAGGGAUAGCUGUGGAGAGAGAGGGAAGGCAUUGUCAGAGAAAGGCUGGAGGGAGAGAGAGAAUGAACGAUCGAGCCUCUAACCCGUAAAGGACAAGCGCAUCAGGCUCCGGAAAAACAGCGCAAACUUAUCGGCGGUUCACAAGGACUGGCCAGGGGCGUGAGUGAAAGGGAUGAUAAUCUGUCCGCAGCCGGGGCAAAUAGGGAAUGCCGCAAAGAAGUGCCCUUUAAGGAAAGCGCGAGUGAAAGGGAGCGGGCAGUGAAGGGGGGAAGACGGAGAUUUAGUGCGAGCGCUGGGUUAAAGGCACCCCUCCCCAUGAACCAAGGAGAAAACUAAUAAUAGACGGAGAAAGGAGCUGAACAAAAGCCGGCCGGAUUUACAUGUAUCUUUCAACGAUGAUCUCAAAAAAGGGUGUUUUUGGCCAUCAUUCAAUCUAAGAGUCUUUGGAGCAAAAUAAAUCGAGCACCGAGGAAAAACAAGAAUGUCUCGCUCUGAUGAGGUCAACAAGAUGACCGAAAAUGUCUACAAGAACAUUCUGGAUCAGUUCAACCCAAGCCUAAAGAAUUUUGUCACAAUGGGGAAGAACUAUGAGAAGGCUCUGACAGGAGUGACAGUGGCAGCUAAAGGCUAUUUCGACGCACUGGUCAAAUUGGGGGAGCUGGCCAGUGACAGCCAGGGCUCCAAAGAGCUGGGAGACACGCUGUUCCAAAUGGCAGAGGUCCACAGGCAGAUUCAGGUCCAGCUGGAAGAUGUGUUGAAGCUCUUUCAUUCUGAGUUGCUCUCCCAGCUGGAACAGAAGCUGGAGCUGGAUGUGAAGUACUUGACGGCCACCCUGAAGAAGUACCAGAGCGAGCGCAAGUCAAAAACAGACUCCAUUGAGCGCUGCCAGUCGCAGCUGAAGAAGCUUCGGAGGAAGAGCCAGGGAAGCCGCCAGCCGAGCAAGUAUGGGGACAGGGAGAUGCAGUUUGUGGAGCUGAUGAGUCGACGUCAAGGAGAGUUGGACAGCCUGGUGGCAGCAGGCUACCGCUCUGCCCUCACCGAGGAGAGGAGGAGGUACUGUUUCCUAGUGGACCGACAAUGUUCUGUCACCAAGCUCCUCAUCAAUUACCACUGCAAGGUCAGGGAGCUCUUAUCACAGAAGCUGUCCUCGUGGCAACUGUCCUGCUCACAGCCCACGCGACUCCCAGACAGGGCUCUGAAUCUGUUGCGACACACUGCACCUCAGGGUUCAGGGGCGGCUGGCAUUGCUGAGCUCCUCCGACAUGCCAAGCUAAGCGCUCCCCAAUCCAUGGAGCAGAGGCUGUCCGUGCAGGAAGUCCCGCCCCUGUUAAAUGGCGACAACGCCGUUUGCACGCAGCGCAUCCUCCCGUCUUUGCAGAGUGAGACGUCUGCUCACAGUGCUGCUUCCCAAACCUUCCGGAGCCUCUCUGCACAGUCCAGUCAGACCUCUCAGCACUCCACGCUUAACGGCAACAGCAACACGCCCACCUCCACCUGCGGCCGCUCCCAGCACACGUCCGUUCAUUCCGCCCCCAACACUUCGAGCCUCUCCCAUAAUACAUCCACCUCCAGUACCGUCUCCCUCAGCCACAGCUCCCCAGUUUCCCAGAAUUCCCUGCAAGUAUUGUCUCUCUCCCCAAUUGCCCCAAAAAGCCCUCCUCUACCCCACAGUGCUCCUCUUUCUAGGGCUCUUACACCUGUCCUGCAUCAUGAAGUCAUUAGUAAUUCUCCACCAUCCCACAAUCCCAUGCUGCUGAAAGCCUCCGAACUCUACACCACCUCGACUCUGCCUCUACCGCGGAGACCAGUCAGUGAAGCGCGGCUGGGAUUUUUGGGAGGGACUCUCCCCCGAGUCCUCCCACUCUCCCCUCCCACCCGAGUGGAAGCCCUCUUCCCCCAUGCACCUGGAGGAGGGGAAGGCUUUGGGGGCGAGGGGCCCUGCCUGCUGCAGUUUCUCCCUGGUGACACCCUCACCCUGCUCAUUUCUGAACCCAGAGACGGCUGGCACUACGGGCAGAAUGAGAGGACUGGACGGAAAGGCUGGUUUCCUUUCUCUUAUACUCAGCCUUACCCGAACUCUGCAGAGCUCCCAGAAAACAGCCCUGGCCUCAGCUCCACCCUCCUCUCCAAGGCCAACAGCAGCAGCAUUGGGCAGUUGGACAAGGCGGCUGCACCUGGACUGCAGCCCACGAACCCGGAGCCCGUGGAGGAGCUUGCCACCCCUGCCCAGCGAGUUAGCACAUUCCGCCCUCGCCCAUACAGCAUGGUCAACCCUGAGAUCACCCAGCUUUCAGCAGAAUUCGGCUCCCCUCUGCCAUCGCCAACAAGGUAUGUGUUUUAACAACAGAGAGCGGUUUGCCUUCGUCUGCCCU